This is a messenger RNA of Candidula unifasciata, 690 nucleotides long. NCBI's taxonomy places the organism in Eukaryota, Metazoa, Mollusca, Gastropoda, Stylommatophora, Geomitridae. The record is from the annotation of a GenBank genome assembly.
UCCGUCUGGUGACUCAAAUUUCUCUGGAAUUCAAUUUAAUGUUAAGAAAGGAGGCUUUGACAGGAAAGCCAGGACUCGGCUUAUUCUGGCUAUUGUUCUGUGUUUGAUUUUAGCCAUCAUAUCUGAUGCAUCUCACUUGCUGACUGACUUUGCCAGUUUUAUGAUCAGCCUGCUGGCCUUGUAUUUAGCUCACCGACCUGUCACCAAGACGCUGAGUAUUGGCUGGUACAGAAUAGAAAUACUGGGAGCCUUUGUCUUCAUUCUCAUGUUGUGGGUCCGAACUGGUAUACUGGUGUACUCUGCUGUGCUGCGCAUUAUGGAUGAUAACUUUGAGAUAGAUGCCAGCGUGAUGUUGUUAACUGUUGGCACUGGAGUUGCAUUCAAUGUAGUACUAGGAGUGACACUACACCAGCAUGCACAUAGUCAUGGAGGAGGUCACGGAUAUUCCCACGGAGGUUCGGAUCAUUCCCACCAGAAACAGAAAACAGAAAAAACAGGUCAUGGGCAUGCCCAUGAGCAAAGGUCGCCCAACAUCAAUGUUAAGGCUGCAUUUAUUCAUGUUGUUGGUGACCUGUUUCAGACCGUGGGUGUGUUGUGGAAGAUAGUUGACCCUAUUUGUACAUUCCUGUUAUCCCAGUUUGUGUUGAUAACAACAAUCACAAUUAUAAGGGACAUUUUAGUGCUUCUUAU